CGGGUAGACACAGGAUGGAGGUGGAAAUGGAAAGGGGGGAAGAAAAGAAGCAAGACCGGGUGAAGAUGUGCAGAUGGGUGAGAAUGACGUGGAGGAGCAGCUGGGGUUACAUCGCAGGGCACCAACUAUUCACCCUUCUAUGGAGAGGUCAGUCCAUGGUAUUCCGCUCCCCCCUAGACCUCUAUUCCUCCCACUUCUUGUUGCCAAACUUCGCCGAUUCUCACCACUGCUCCCUACUUCUGGCGAGUAGCGGCGGCGGGAGCAGUGCGGGCGGCGGCGGCGGCGGCGGCGCGGGAGGAGGCGGCAGCGGCGGCGGGAACCGUGCGGGAGGCGGCGGUGCUGGCGGAGCAGGCGGCGGCGGCGGCGGCGGCGGCUCCAGGGCCCCCCCGGAAGAGUUGUCCAUGUUCCAGCUGCCCACCCUCAACUUCUCGCCGGAGCAGGUGGCCAGCGUCUGCGAGACGCUGGAGGAGACGGGCGACAUCGAGCGGCUGGGCCGCUUCCUCUGGUCGCUGCCCGUGGCCCCCGGGGCGUGCGAGGCCAUCAACAAACACGAGUCGAUCCUGCGCGCGCGCGCCGUCGUUGCCUUCCACACCGGCAACUUCCGCGACCUGUACCACAUCCUGGAGAACCACAAGUUCACCAAGGAGUCUCACGGCAAGCUGCAGGCCAUGUGGCUCGAGGCGCACUACCAGGAGGCCGAGAAGCUGCGCGGCCGCCCGCUCGGCCCGGUGGACAAGUACCGCGUGCGCAAGAAGUUCCCGCUGCCGCGCACCAUCUGGGAUGGCGAGCAGAAGACUCAUUGCUUCAAGGAGCGGACUCGGAGCCUGCUGCGGGAGUGGUACCUGCAGGAUCCCUACCCCAACCCCAGCAAGAAACGCGAACUGGCGCAGGCCACCGGCCUCACUCCCACACAAGUAGGCAACUGGUUUAAGAACCGGCGACAGCGCGACCGUGCCGCGGCGGCCAAGAACAGGCUCCAGCACCAGGCCAUCGGACCGAGCGGCAUGCGCUCUCUGGCCGAGCCCGGCUGCCCCACGCACGGCUCGGCAGAGUCGCCGUCCACGGCGGCCAGCCCGACCACCAGUGUGUCCAGCCUGACGGAGCGCGCGGACACCGGCACUUCCAUCCUCUCGGUAACCUCCAGCGACUCGGAAUGUGAUGUAUGAUAGCCAAGGCCGCCCUCCUCCUUCCCCUCCUCCCCCCCUCCACUCUCCCCUCCUCCUCCUAUCCCAGCUCCUCAUCCUUCUGCUCCAUCCCUAGAACAAACCGAAAUCAGGAUACACAGCCACACACACACACACACACACACACACACACACACACACACACACACACACAUACACGUCCAUACACACUCCCACCCCAGCCAAAAAUUAUAUAUAUAUAUAUAUAA
Peromyscus maniculatus bairdii (prairie deer mouse) is the source of this 1393-nucleotide messenger RNA. RefSeq names its product SIX homeobox 3 (gene Six3). The record is from RefSeq and is a predicted model, not a curated record. Gene Ontology annotation, molecular function: RNA polymerase II cis-regulatory region sequence-specific DNA binding; DNA-binding transcription factor activity, RNA polymerase II-specific. Gene Ontology annotation, cellular component: nucleus; transcription regulator complex. Gene Ontology annotation, biological process: brain development; regulation of transcription by RNA polymerase II; eye development. Lineage: Eukaryota; Metazoa; Chordata; Mammalia; Rodentia; Cricetidae.